AUGGUGUUAGGCUCAGAUUUGCCGCCAAUAGAAGCAGAGCACUACCCAUAUGGAGCUUCACCAGCGAAAUCUAGAUAUAUCAACGGCACGACCUACCAGGUGCCAGAGCCAUAUGAGAGUCCAGACUAUAGAUACGAGGAACCUCCAUUUGUAGCCCAUUCCCACACCUUCUACAAGGAAGAAGAAAGACCCUAUCGAUUCUCACCACACUAUAAAGCGUAUUACAGAUUCAUAAAGAGCUAUAAUUGGUUUGGAAAGAAAGUUUUGGAGCGUCCCUGGACCGUAGGAUGCUAUUGUACGACAGUCUACAAAAGACUAACGCCGCUUGCUGGCUGUGCAGUCAUAACCACAAGACACAUCCUCACAAGUGCCACGGCCACCGAACUGGUCCUCAAAGACCACCGACACGAAAAAAGCCUGGAGAAUAUACUGGGGGCCUGGUACGACGUCGACGAGAACGUUUACAAUAGUUCAAUGUAUAUGACUCCAGCUAGGAUCCACUAUCAUCCNACAUACAUGCGUCCAAAUAUGGUCAACGUUACUCAUCCGUUUGCGAUCGUGUACGAUUUAGCCGUUUGGGCAGCCACUUACCGUUUCUACGGCAGUAUGUGGACUCUAGGACAUGCAGUUAUAUGUGACAGAGCUAGUUCUGGAUGGUUCGAAUAUUCAUCCCCGACUCCUAAGUUUCGCGAGCUCGCCUUCAUUGUCGGCUUUCAAUAUAUGAAAGCUUGGAGACGUGUGCCGAUGCCUUGGUUCAAGUAUGUCAUCCGAACUAGACGACAUUGGCCUAUUUGUCCCAAAACUGAUUGGAGCUGGUAUAUCUGCGUCCAAGCGUACUGGGCUAAAUGUGGAAUAGAAUCAGGUGCCGCGUGGCAUCGCGAAUUAGAGGGUUAUGGAUGGAGAUAUAACGGCCUUCUCGGGCUUUGCGCUAUUGCCAUGAAACUCAGAUCCAAAGACAUUGUGGGUUACUUUGCAGUACUCGACACCCACCCAGUACUGGAUUUCUUAUAUGCAUCUUACAUGGGAUGGCAGCCGUACGAGUUUUUAGACUACAGAUUUUACAAUUCCCAGGGCCGAGCGCCGGUCGUGAAACCUUGGUUCUACUUGCCUUGGACAUAUGACUUCGGUGUCGAGCUGUACAGAUCAUAUGUUUUACCGUAUUACAAAUAA
Bombyx mandarina (wild silkworm) is the source of this 1170-nucleotide messenger RNA. RefSeq lists its product as uncharacterized. NCBI's taxonomy places the organism in Eukaryota, Metazoa, Arthropoda, Insecta, Lepidoptera, Bombycidae. The record is from RefSeq and is a predicted model, not a curated record.